Guillardia theta CCMP2712 is the source of this 540-nucleotide messenger RNA. RefSeq lists its product as hypothetical. NCBI's taxonomy places the organism in Eukaryota, Cryptophyceae, Pyrenomonadales, Geminigeraceae. The transcript has 4 exons. Bases 1 to 540 code for a protein of 179 amino acids. The record is from RefSeq and is a predicted model, not a curated record.
AUGAAGCCUGCAAGGAGAAUGGGAAAUUUUGAUGCCUGGGUGGAUCCGGCAGGGGUUCAGAUCAUGCAGGAUAAAGUAAGGCAGGAGAAAGAGAGCGUCCUGUUGAGCAGGUCCUUUGCUAAGACUGAAGUGUCGGCGUCGUUCAGGGCACGGCCAGCAAGCGCGUUCUGGUAUGACAAGAACCAACGGUCUCGUCCUUCGACAGCUACGGCUUCAGAAUUCGGGUUCUAUGGGGGAAUGCUGGGGAACAUGAGGAGAAAGGAUUCCUCUCCCCCUUCCAAGGAGUCCUGUCCGUCUUGCAGCGAAUGGUUGAUGGGAGCGAGGCAGAAGACAGCUGCAAAGUCCCCCGCCUCUCCCCCGCGUCACGCGGUCUACCUGGAAGACGGUCGGUCGAUGCGGAGGCAGGUCAACCUUACGACCUCGGCGAUGACAUCAGCGGCCAUCGGCCAACCGACCAACAACGUGGAGCAGGUGAGGGUCAAGAGAAACGCAACCAACGAUAGUUCAGCUGUUUCUCAGCUGCUAAAGUCCCAGCACUGA